AUGCACAGCAUAAAAAGGAAAAACAAUCAUAAAACACGUAAAGUAAAAAGACAAAUUAAACAAGAAAAAGGAGUAGAAAACACGGUAAAGGAAAGCUUGAAACCAAAUACACCUGCAAUAAAAAAUGUUGAUGGUAGUAUAAAUAAUGAAAAAUACAUGAAAAAAAUAAAUCAAAAAAACAAGAAGAAUAUUGAUUUUUUUGACGAAGUGCAAAGAUUACUUAGAAAUUCAAAUUACGACAAAAAAAAUUUAGAGCAAAAAAUAGAAAUAGCCUGGUUAGAUGUUAAACCAAAUUUUGUAAGUUUUAUAAGGCAGAAAAGCAUGUACAAUAAGAUUUCUGUUUUGUUUAACAAGGGAAAUAUGAAUACAAAAUAUGAUAUUGUAAAAGCUACACUAAAUAAUAUUUAUGACAUUAGUUGCCAUGAACAUUCUAAACGAUUUAUUUUAACUGUUGCUAAAGACAAUAAAAAAUUUUUAGUUUCAAUUAUAAAAAAAAUAACUCUGCUUAGUAGAAAGUUAGUUAGUAAUAGAAAUGGAUUGUUUAUUCUGGAUGAAAUAUAUAAAAUUAGUAAUAGAAAAAGCAGAAAAGAAAUGAUUUAUAAUAUUUUAUAUUUUUCAGAUAAAAUACAAGACAAUUCAGAUUUACAAGACUUUGAAAAAGAGGAUUUGUCUGACAACAACAUAAAUACUAAUGAAGAUCUGUUAUUGGAUGCAGAAAACGAUAAUGGUUGUAUUAACAAAGAUAAUAUUGCACAUUUUGAUGCAGAACACAUUUGUAACGGCGAUACUACUGUUUCAAAAAAUGUUGAUUGUUCAUGUACACCCGAUAUUUUAGAACGGAAUAAAGCUUUAAACACUGGGCUUAUAAAGAAGUUAUCAAGCAAAAGGCUUUGGAAAUAUAUAUUUACACAUGAUUUACUUUGUGAAUAUUUAAAAGCUUAUCCUAAAGAUACACAAUAUAUUCUUGAUUUAUUAAUAAGAAACAAACAAAUGAAUUUACUUCUUUGCACUUAUAAAGGUCUUGAAGCUUGUCUUUUUAUUCUUUCUAUUGACAAUGUAUCAGAAAUAUUAAGAAUACUGACUAAAAAUUUUAUGGAUGUAGUAAAUAAUGAAUAUGGUUCUAUAUUUAUAUUAAAGAUAUUAGAACUUAACAGAAGUAUAGAGAAAAUAAUUGACAUUUACGUUGAAAAUUACAGAGACAUUUUUAUUAAUGAGGUUAGUAUUUUACCUCUUAUUUAUAUUUUUAAUCAAGAGAAAAAAUAUUUUCCUACUUUAUUUAAUCAAUUGCGAGAAAAAGAUUUAAUUAAUACAAACAAGAAUUAUUUGCUUAGUAAAUUUAAAAGUAUAAUUAUUGAAAAUUUAACUGUUUUUAUGAAUACCUUUUCUUGGAUUUUGGUAUAUUUUUUUUGUAAAAAAGAUAACGAUGUAAAAAAACAAGUUUGUAAACUUUUAAAUUCUGACAAUUACAUUAAAAAUGAAUUUAGCGAGAAGUUGAAAAAGAAAAUGAUAAAAUAUAAGUUAUUUAAAUAA
Messenger RNA from Vairimorpha ceranae, 1530 nucleotides. RefSeq lists its product as hypothetical. Gene Ontology annotation, molecular function: RNA binding. The transcript has a single exon. NCBI's taxonomy places the organism in Eukaryota, Fungi, Microsporidia, Nosematidae. The record is from RefSeq and is a predicted model, not a curated record. Bases 1 to 1530 code for a protein of 509 amino acids.